Molecule: messenger RNA, 957 nt
Organism: Sciurus carolinensis (gray squirrel)
Lineage: Eukaryota; Metazoa; Chordata; Mammalia; Rodentia; Sciuridae
Product: olfactory receptor 2G3-like
Exons: 1
Coding region: 1-957 (318 amino acids)
Biological process (GO): G protein-coupled receptor signaling pathway
Cellular component (GO): membrane
Molecular function (GO): G protein-coupled receptor activity; olfactory receptor activity
Source: RefSeq, a predicted model, not a curated record
AUGAGCGGGGCCAACGCGAGCUUCCUGACGGGCUUCGUCCUGCUGGGCUUCUCAGACCACCCUCGCCUGGAGGCCGCGCUCUUCGUCUUUGUCCUGUUCUUCUACCUGCUGACCCUGCUGGGGAACUUGGCCAUCCUCGCGGUCUCUCACCUGGACCCCCGUCUCCACACCCCGAUGUACUUCUUCCUCGGCAACCUCUCCUUGCUGGACCUCUGCUUCGCCAGCAGCCUGGCCCCCCAGACCCUGGUGAACCUGCGAGGACCGGCCAAGACCAUCUCCUACGGUGGCUGCGUGGUGCAGCUCUACGUGUCCCUGGCUCUGGGCUCCACCGAGUGCGUCCUCCUGGCCGUGAUGGCCCUGGACCGCUAUGUGGCCGUCUGCAGACCCCUACGCUACGUGGUCAUCAUGAGCCCGCGGCUGUGCCAGUGGCUGGCCUCUGCCUCCUGGCUCAGCGGGCUGGCCAACUCCCUGGUCCACGCCACCCUGACCCUGCGGCUCCCGCUCUGCGGCCAGCGCAGGCUGGACCACUUCAUCUGCGAGGUGCCGGCGCUGCUCAAGCUGGCCUGCGUGGACACCACUGUGAACGAGGCGGUGCUCUUUGUGGUCAGCGUCCUCUUCCUGGUCAUCCCGCCGGCCCUCAUCCUUAUUUCCUACGGCCUCAUCACUCGGGCGGUGCUGAGGGUCCGGUCGGCGGAGGCCAGGCACAAGGCCUUCAGCACCUGCUCCUCCCACCUCACCGUGGUGGUCAUCUUCUACGGGACGGUCAUCUACAUGUACCUGCAGCCCAGUGACAGCUCCGCCCAGGACCAGGGCAAGUUCGUCUCCCUCUUCUACACCACGGUGACCCCCACCCUGAACCCCCUCAUCUACACCUUACGGAACAAGGACGUGAAGGGGGCGCUGCGGAGGCGCCUCUCGGGAAGUCCGUGCGUCCUGCGGACCCGACGUGCCCGGUGA